UGAACUGGUUCAAGCUUUUGUUCUUCCAAAACUGACUUUGUCAACCGUGCGGCUAGCUACAUUUUGAAGAUUUGCCUGGGCCUUUUACAGAAGUGUUGUGUUAAACAUUUGAUCAUAUACUGAUACAAUCCACUUUAACCAUCAUCGGUCGACAGCUCCUCGUGUCGUUCACUAGCUGUCCUUAUUUUUCCACACUUUUUCUCUGAUAACGGUUCUAGCUGACCAAGAUAGGAGGCUCGAGUGCUAAGAUGUCGAACCGAAUGGUGUGCAGAGAAGCAAGUCAUGCCGGCAGCUGGUACACGGCCUCAGGAUCUCAGCUGAACGCACAACUAGAGGGCUGGUUAUCUCAAGCACAAUGCACAGACAAGCCUGCAAGAGCCAUCAUUGCACCACAUGCUGGAUAUACCUACUGCGGCGCUUGUGCAGCACACGCUUACAAACAGGUUGACCCCUCUGUCACCCGGAGGGUGUUCAUCCUGGGACCCUCGCACCACGUACCGCUGUCCCGCUGUGCACUCUCGCCUGCUGAAGUCUACAGAACUCCGCUGUACGACCUCAAGAUUGACCAGAAGGUUUAUGCUGACCUCUGGAAAACGGGGAUGUUCGAGCGGAUGAGCCUCCAGACGGAUGAGGACGAGCACAGCAUCGAGAUGCACCUGCCUUACACUGCUAAAGCCAUGGAGAGCCAUAAAGAGGAGUUCAGUAUCGUCCCUGUGCUGGUGGGCGCCCUGAGCGAGUCCAAAGAGCAGGAGUACGGGAAGCUGCUCAGCAAGUACCUGGCUGACCCUAGCAACCUCUUCAUCAUCUCGUCAGACUUCUGCCACUGGGGUCAGCGGUUCCGGUACACGUACUAUGACGAAAGCCAAGGAGAGAUUUACAGAUCCAUUGAACACAUUGACAAAAUGGGAAUGGGAAUCAUAGAGCAGCUGGAUCCUAUGUCUUUUAGCAACUACUUGAAGAAGUACCACAAUACUAUUUGUGGUCGCCAUCCUAUUGGAGUGCUUCUAAAUGCUGUGGCUGAACUGAAGAAGACUGGUAUGGACAUGAACUUCUCUUUCCUGAACUAUGCCCAGUCGAGCCAAUGCAGAAACUGGCAGGACAGCUCUGUGAGCUAUGCUGCUGGGACCCUCAUCGUUCAUUGAAGUCAACCUUCUCAGGGGCCAUUGGAGCUCCGGACCCCCCCCCCCCAUCCCCUAUCCUCCUUGUUCUACCCCCUACUGCCCCUUUCCCAACCUAUCUCCCGGUCAGGGGAUGGAUAGCUCCCUUCACCCCCACCACCCCCCACCCCACCAAUUACCCCCCUUUUUUAGUAGAAUGACCUGCAAAGUCUGAUGCAGUUUGGGAUCCUUUUACUUGCAGAGCUGAUGUGUAACGCAUUGCAAACUAACACACACACACACACACACAAACACACACACACACACUUUCUCUCUCAGUUUAAUUACUGAGAGCACAGAGUUGAAAUUCCAACUCAAAGUUGCAUUCUUGAAUGGUCUUGGAUGGCGUUUAGUGUUUAUUCCUCAGUUGUGGUGUUGGGGUUUGCUGAAUGGUAGUGGAAUCGAUUUUGGGGUCUAAAGGGGACUUGAGUUACCUGUCAAGUCCCAUUAUUAUCCAGUCAAAUACUGAUAUGAUAUUAGAAGUUAAAAAAGGAAAAAAAAGAAUCACAAAGACUGAAAAGAUUUGCACUCUUUGUAGAUACGUGCAUAUGUAACCUUGUGAUAAGAAUAAAACAAUACUUAUGAAACAUAUGAAAGUGAUAAAAUAAUUUCAUCAAGUCAUACUUGAUGAAAAAGAAGAAGCAGAGUGCUACUAGCUAUAUCCAUGUAAGCCCUUGAGAGUAGCAGCAUAAGUAGCUACUGCCAUACGUUUUCAAUGUAGGCCUGUUGUUUGUUGUUGCUAACAAAGGGCUACACACUACCAAGUUCACUAACCUGCAGUCGUAUGAAAAAUAUAUAUACUAUAUAUAGAUAUAUAUAUAUAAACCAAAAAAAAAACUCAUGUUUUUUAUGCUUUCACAGUAGUCGAUUAAAAUGUCUCCCUUUUCUUUGCAUUCAUAUAUUUUUGCUUCUUUAGGAUAAGCGUCUUUUCCUCAUUGAAUUUGUAGUAUUUGUCAUUAUUGCCCUAAUUUGUAUGUAUAUGAGUAGGCAGUGUGGUAAUGGAUUUGAAAGCAAGAGGUACCCCAAUUUAAGGCCUUUGCACACUGAAAUCUGUAAGUUUGCAUGAAUCUGUUUUUCAAAUUCUGAAUGCUGCAGUCAAAAAACUAAAUCUCUGAUAGUAUACAGAUGCAAAAAACUUAAAUGCAAAAUAUGGAACCAGUCACAAAUAACAUGUUUGUCAGACUAAAGUUUCAGAAUUAGUGCGCAAAUGUGAUUGAGACAACGUGAACUUGUGAAUAUUUUUCAAUCUGACAAUUUUGCUCGAAAAUACAGACUCUGUGCAAAGGCCGUUAGAGGGUGCCCUGUGUUAGUAGUCUUCUGAGCACAUAGAUCAGCUCCCAAAGCCCCUGGUAGCAGUGGGAUUUUACAGAUGAGACUCUGGCAUACCUCUGAAAAAAAGACGAUUGGAAAGGGGUGGGGUGAGCGUAAAAAAACCCCCUGAAUAAACAUAUCCUGACACACUGUAAUAGUUCCGCUCUGCUGUAGGCUAGUUGUCUAACCCCCAUGUAUUGUACUAUUCCCAUAACCACCCCUCACCCCCACCCCCGAUGAGCACAAUGCAACAAGAGACACCCUCUCCCUCACCACAUCAAGUCCUGUGACAUCUGUCAAUCAAAGCCUGUGCCCUCCACAACUCCACCAAGGGAAGAAAAAUAAAACCAUGUAGAGUUUGAGUGCUUCAAACUGUUCUGUGGAAACAGUGGGGCAGUUCACACCAUGCAGAUGUGCCUUGGGUCACUGUUACAAUGUCCUUAUUAUUUUGUUUGUUUGUUUGUUGAUUAUGUAAUGCUCUGUGUUCUCCUCCCAGUUCCUCUGCUCCUGCCCCCCCUCCCCCCAACCCCCCCCAAAAAACAGUCUUUUGCAGCGCUGGACCAGCUGUUUAGUUUUGAACUCCACAACCUUUGUCUUUCUCAGAAGGACUGCAUCCAUGUCUACUGUCCGCUAAAGUCAGCACAACCCCCCCCUACCCCCAUCCGGAGGAUGUUCCCCCUUGUUGUGAUUGUUUUUCAUUGUUAUUGUUUUUGAUCUCCGUUACGUCUGUGUUUUACUUCAUAGCGAGUAACGUUCUUAAGUUUUAAUGCGUUGUCACACAUCAAUGUCGAGGAGUCAACUGAUGCUCCUACUGGAGCUUGAUUAUUAUGUUUAUUUUAAUCUCAGGUUACAUUGAUGAAGCAUCACCGAAUGCUUGCCAGAUAUGACACAAGGGUCAUGCCCAAUGUUACGAAGAAGAAAAAAAACAGAGUAAAAUAAGUGAAAAGUG
Sardina pilchardus (European sardine) is the source of this 3417-nucleotide messenger RNA. RefSeq names its product mediator of cell motility 1 (gene memo1). The coding region runs from base 249 to 1142 and encodes 297 amino acids. The record is from RefSeq and is a predicted model, not a curated record. The transcript is spliced from 9 exons. Lineage: Eukaryota; Metazoa; Chordata; Actinopteri; Clupeiformes; Clupeidae.